AUGUCAGGAACCCUUAUCAGCGACGUGCUUUUCCGCACUAUAACUUGCAGACCGCUGCAUCCUACCUUCGGGGCUGAAGUGGUUGGUGCCCAUUUCAACAACAUGUCAGAAGAACAGUUGCAAGAGAUUAAAAGUGCAAUGGCCAAAUAUAACGUGCUUGUGUUUCGCAAAGCAAACUUGACUGAUGAAGAGCAUAUUGAGUUCUCCCGAAGGUUUGGCGAGUUAGACUAUCUGUUUGACGUCAGCAACAUCGGUGAAGACGGCAAAAUCGUAGACCCUGAGUCACCCCGUGCGUACUUUAGCAAAGGCAACUAUGUGUUCCACAGCGAUGGUACCUUCAACCGGCAACGAGCAAGCUGGUCAAUCCUACGUGCUGUACAGCUACCUCCUCCAGGUACUGGUGGGCAGACCGAGUAUGCAGAUAGUCUGGCCGCAUGGGACGAUCUAGACGAAGAUUUGAAACAUGAAUUGCUUGAAAGGGACUUGAUUGGUUGCCAUUCGCUCUUGCAACUUCGUAAGCUUGGAGCCCCUGAGUACUUUAAGGAUGUCAACCCCUGGAGUUCGCCCUUUAUGCGCUUUCGAAUCGUUUCGACCCACGAACCGUCUGGACGCAAGACUCUCUAUGUCGGCAACUACCUUCACCACCUCGAGACUCGCGAUGGCACGCCUCUACCAGAAGAAGAGAACGAAAGACUGAUGAAGAAACUGAUUGGACAAGUGACACACCCAAAGAAUGUGCUGUCAGUAGACUGGCAUGAAAAUGGAGAUAUGAUUGCGUGGGACAACAUUUCAACAUUGCACCGUGCUACUAGAGGCAGUUUCGAGGGCAAACACUUUCGCGAUAUGCGUCGAACAACCGUCAAGGAUAACAGCAAGGAUGCUUGGGGGCUAAAUCCGCGGGAUGAAAUGGAAGGUCAGAACCUCUCUGUAACAAGAAAGAUUCUCUUCCUGACGCGGUACAAAAGGUUGAAGGCUGAGCACCGUAUACGUCAGAAGGUAAUGAUCACCGCGGGGCAGUGA
Molecule: messenger RNA, 1020 nt
Organism: Bipolaris oryzae ATCC 44560
Lineage: Eukaryota; Fungi; Ascomycota; Dothideomycetes; Pleosporales; Pleosporaceae
Exons: 4
Coding region: 1-1020 (339 amino acids)
Molecular function (GO): oxidoreductase activity
Source: RefSeq, a predicted model, not a curated record